UGCCCCCUCCAUUGUGAGUGCUCGGGACAGGGGGCCGGAGGACUCGUUCCUGCGGAGACAGGGGUCCCUCUCCGGGUCUGCAGGGGCUCCUCCCCGGCCCGGCCUGUGGGCUCUGCGCGGAGCCCCGUCGCUACUUCGGGUUCCCAGGAGCCCCUGGGUCCCUCGACCCCCAGCCUCGCAGCGCCUGCGGGAAGGGCCGGCGCCGCGUGCGUGACGUGUCACCGCAGCGUGACGCAAGCAGCGCGCCGGGAACGCGGGCGGGCGGAAGUCGGCGUCUGCGGAAAGAAGAAGGCGAGGGAGACGCGGCUGGGCGCGGCGGCGACAGGGAGCACCCGGCGGGGCGCCGCCUCCUCCCCCGCCCUCCCUCUGAGGAUGGAAGUGACGACAGCCGCCGCGGAGGUCACUUCCUGCUGGGGUGGAUGAGGAGGAGCCGGAGACGCCGCGGAGGAGACUGGACCGAAGCCCGACCGUGCCGGGGAGAGCAGGAGGGUGAAAAUGAAAGCAGGCUGUAGCAUCGUGGAAAAGCCAGAAGAAGGUGGAGGGUAUCAGUUCCCCGAGUGGGCCUAUAAAACUGAGUCGUCCCCAGGCUCCCGGCAGAUCCAACUGUGGCACUUCAUCCUGGAACUGCUGCAGAAGGAGGAGUUCCGCCAUGUCAUCGCCUGGCAGCAGGGCGAGUACGGGGAAUUUGUCAUCAAGGAUCCGGACGAGGUGGCCCGCCUGUGGGGCCGCAGGAAGUGCAAACCACAGAUGAAUUAUGACAAGUUGAGCCGGGCCCUCAGAUACUAUUACAACAAGAGGAUUCUUCAUAAAACAAAAGGGAAAAGAUUUACUUAUAAGUUUAACUUCAACAAGCUGGUGAUGCCUAAUUACCCUUUCAUCAACAUUCGAUCAAGUGGUGUGGUUCCUCAGAGUGCACCACCAGUACCAACUGCCUCUUCCCGCUUCCACUUCCCUCCGCUGGACACGCAUUCCCCGACCAGUGAUUUGCAGCCAGGGCGCUUCUCCGCAAGCUCCUUGACUGCAUCUGGGCAGGAGGCCAGCAGUGGCACUGACAGAAAAGCAGAGCUCUCAGAGCUAGAGGAUGGUUCAGCCACUGAUUGGCGACGAGGCGUGGAGCUCAUGUCUUCCCGGACUGCUGUCGGCGGAGGGGGGCUUGGCCACCAGAAACGCAAGCCUGACAUCAUGCUUCCCCUGUUCACGAGGCCAGGGAUGUACCCUGAUCCUCACAGUCCCUUCGCCGUUUCUCCAAUCCCUGGACGGGGAGGGGUCCUUAAUGUCCCCAUUUCACCAGCCCUCUCCCUGACUCCCACCAUCUUCUCCUAUAGCCCAUCCCCAGGCCUGAGCCCCUUUACCAACAGCAGUUGCUUCUCCUUCAACCCUGAAGAAAUGAAACACUACCUUCAUUCUCAGGCCUGCUCUGUGUUCAACUACCAUCUGAGUCCCCGGACAUUCCCCCGGUACCCGGGGCUCAUGGUUCCUCCCCUGCAGUGCCAAAUGCACCCUGAAGAGUCAACCCAGUUCUCUAUCAAGCUGCAGCCCCCACCAGUUGGGCGGAAGAACCGGGAGAGAGUGGAGACCAGCGAGGAGCCCACACCUGUCACAGCUUCCACUGUGGCUCCUGUGCCCCCAAGAAUUAAGAUGGAGCCAGUCCCCGAAAAGGAUUCUGAAAAUCUCAGGCAGCCGGCGCGAGAGGAGGAGGAGCGCGUGCAGGAAGAGGGUUCUAUGCCAAGUAGGACCUUGGAGGAGGAAAAUGGCGCUGUCUUUGCCCGCCCCGCCGCACCGCCUGUCUGGCCCUCGGUGCCCACCAGCACCCCAAGUGAAGAAACCCUGGAGGUAACUGAAGACAGUGAGGACAGGCCUACCAGAGAGCCCAGUGCCCCCGAGAAGAAGGAGGAUGCCCUGAUGCCCCCGAAACUGCGGUUGAAGCGGCGUUGGAACGACGACCCUGAAGCUCGGGAGCUGAGCAAGAACGGCAAGUUCCUCUGGAGUGGGCCCGGGGCCCGAGGCCUGGCCACAGCUGCCGCAGAUGCCUAAAACUGGAGGCGGGGCAGGUUCCGUCCCUACCAUAAUCAACACAUACUUGUAUUUAUGUAGCAAGACGGGGGUGGGGGGUGGGGGGUGGGAGCUAGACUGGUUUGAUCAUUCUAGGGGAAUAGACUUUUAUGUUUGGGGACGGGAUGGGGUGUCUUCUUUUGUAAAUUAGGUGGGAUAUGAACACACUUUUUUUUUUCUUUUUUUCCUGAUGAGUAGGAUUUGGGAAGGGUAUUGAACUGAAAGGAGAAAGAGCCUCUCUUUCCUGUGGAGGCUUACACUUUCUGACAAAAAUCCCCAAGGGCCAAGAUACAGAUUGGUCUGUGAUAGUUCAGGUUCUAGACUUCUUUCUUUUCUAUUGUAUUUAUAUAUGGAAAGCCAUUAAUGAAUUUAUUUUGCUCUGAGAGAUAUACAUAAAAAGGGAAAGGGCACAGUUGGGUGGUUGAGCAGGGAGAGACCAUUAAUACUAAGUAUUCUGCCUGAAAUGUUUCUUUAUUAUUGUUUCAAUGGAGGGAUAAGAUAAUCUCAGUCUAGGUUGGGGGGAAUGUUGAGAUGUUGCUCUUUUUCUUUUUCCUUUAUUGUUGUUUGGCAUGUUUUGUUUCCCUUUAAAAAAAAAAAAAAAAACCUUGUUUUCAGGAAACAUGAUGCAUACUACCAGUUGGAGUGGGGCUGAAAAGAUUGGGCAGGGAGGGGAAGCUGAACCUCAGCUAUAUGACCAAGACAGGAAGCCCUGCUGUGAAUUUCUUGGACUUUUCACCUAUUACAAAGCCAUGAGGAGUUAUAAGCUCUUGUUCAGGGAGGAAAGAAGAGGGCAGAAGGAAUUAACCCAAUGCCUUUAAAAACAAACAGAAAAGAUCUUUUUUCCUUUUCCAUCAUGGGUUUGGGCAGCCAAACCAGAGUGUGAAUGAGAGUGAGUGGUAGCAUUGAUUUGAAGAUAGACUGUCCGUUACGUCAGGCUCUCAGCAUUUUCUUAAGCCAAGCCUUAAAAUGAACAGACCUUAACGUGACGCAGGUCCAUCAGCAUGAACCUGUAGAGGCGCAGGGGCAGCGUCAGAUAAUCCAGGUAUGUCAGAACUCAGACUUCAAAUUGGCAGUCAGUCCUCCCCUAUUGGAGUUCCUGGGUCAGGUAGCAAGAAUGUGGGACUGUGGGUGUUGAAGGACAGAUGACAUCUGGAAACAGAAGGUAGCGGGGGUUCAAGUGGAUGUUUGUUGAGACUGAAGAGAGGUAGGCAGGGGACUCGGCAGCCUGGCACCACAAGGCCUGGUGUGAAUGGCGGAACUUGUGUCUGUCCUGUUGUGGUGUUGCCGCUCUUGCCACACCCUCUUCCCGAGAUUGUCCUGAUCCUCCUGGUCAGCUGACCAUCCUGCAUGGGACACCAGUCUGUAGACAGUGAGGAAUUGUUUCUUUGUGGGAAAUGCCCUUCCAUUAAACUUCAAAGGAAUGGGGAAGUAUUGAUCUUAAAGGAAGCAAAGGGGCCCUGGACUGGGGACAGAAAGAAAUGAAGACACUGAAGGUGCGCACACGUGUGUGUGUGUGUGUGUGUGUGUGUGUGUGUGUGUGUGUGUGUGUGUGUGUACACAUACACACAGUACUUGUACAUGUUGCUAUCGUACAGAAAUGCCUGGUUGUGGCUCAGACGUGCCUGCCAUCAGGACAGCAAGGAGAAAAUUCCAGUAUCUGAUCAGGGCAAGGAGUAGGCAAAGGGAUCCUGUCUAGGAAUUAGAGAAACUCCUGACUACCCCAUCCUAAGUGAAAGAAAUGUGUGAGAAAGGGGCUCAGGAAAGGGUAGGGCAGGUAGGUGAGUUCUAGAUGGCCUACCUCUAGCAUGCUAUUUUUUUUUUUUUUUUGACAAGUGUCCUCUCCCAUUACCUGACUCAGAUUCUGUGAGUGGCCUGUCUUUCCCUGGGGGAGGGGUUGGAAGGGCAGACCCCUAACCACUCAGGCAUUGACUAGCUGGGGUUGUUGUUAUUGUUUUGUUUGUUUGUUUGUCAGCUUUUUCUGCACCUCGACUUACCUCGAAUCAGAAAGCAAACCUGAGCAGGAGAAAGAGGAAUCUCUGCUUGGUAUUGCCCACUCUGAGCAGGGAGGCUGGCUGGCCACCCUCUCUGUCCACUAGAGGAGAGAGCCAGCAGGUGUCAGUAUGAACUCAGGAAUAGAAACAUGAGGCCUUUAAAAUAAAAGGGAGGGAGGGAGGGAAAUCUCUGAUGCAUACCUGUAACCCCCUAGAACCCAAGUGCCAGAAUUAAUUCCUAGAUGCUGCUUCCGUUUGAACAAAAAAAAAAGUCACUGCUUUUACACUUGAAAUAACACUCAAAAAAUGUUCCACUCCAUGAAUUUUUUUAAAGAAAUUGUUUGGUGUUUAGCUGUUUGCUUUGAUUGCCAUUCCACCAGUAAAUUGACGUUUGGUUUGCACUGCACACGGGUUGGGGAGGGUCCUUUAAUAGCCGUACUUGGGCUUGCUCAGGAAGUGGACCUGAGAGAUGCUGCAGAGGUCACUGGGAUUUCCCCGGGGGCUGGGGUGGAAGGCAGGUUUCUCCCACCCCACCCCACCCCCCAGUCCACUCCUAGUGGCACUUGUCACCAGACUAGGCCUUCUCAGCAAGCAUCUUGUCACUGUCCACCAGCAGUUGGAAAAGGGGGGACAAAGCCAGGCCUGUUUUUUCUCCUGCUUUUCCAAAGUCUGCUGUGCCAAAUGUCUUUUAAGACUUUGCAGAUAAGAAUCUUGAGAUCUCAUUAAUUAGGAACUGGUUCAUGCAGUUUGCUUUUUUGACUAUAGAAAAGAAAAAUAGUAGAGACCCCUUAGGGACAUCCAGCCUUACUGAGUUCUUUCUCCCCCCCCCCAACUAAAAGUAAAAUAUAACCAGUUCACCAAAUCCUUCUAGCCCACCCUCACCCCAGUUUUUAAACUGCACUGCAUUAACCCAGCUCCAUAGUCCCCCAUGGGUCAAUAAACUUUCUAAAGCAUUAAAAGGAAAAUAGUUUUAAGUAUAUCAUUUCUCACCAAGCAGGUAGAGUCAGUGACUAUUUGUUCUUUAUUAUUUUUUUAACUUAUUCCAUAAUUAUGCUUGGGCUUUUUCAUUUUGUAAGCAGUAAUGGAACAGACCUUUUAACUCUUAUUUAAAAGAACAUUGAUCCAGUCUUUAAGAACUGUUUCUAGUUUUCUUGGGGGGUGGGGAGGUUACCAGUUAAUUGUCUUGAAACAUUUAGGCAUUCUUUGAGUUUUAGAAUUGUGAUGCAGGGAUUUGUGAGACACUCACAUGUGAAAAAUAACUUCACUAGUUAUCCGCUUAAGCAGAAUAAAGUGUGUAUAUGUACAUAAAAUGUAAGUAAUCUAACUCCAUUGUGCAGUGCCUUUUAGAUGUUCCGCUUUCUAUAAAGUCUUCAAAUUUUUGCAUAUAUAUUAUAUAUAUAUGAUGUGAUGUUAUAGAAAUAUAUGUAUAAUAUACAUAUUUUUUCCAGGGGUAUCUGAUAGCUCUGUAUUUUGUUAUGGAAGUUGAAAGGAAAAAAAAAAGAGUAUUUUACCUCAGAAAUUAAAGUUAAAUAAAAAAAAGUACUUUUAAGUAACA
This is a messenger RNA of Erinaceus europaeus (western European hedgehog), 5598 nucleotides long. It is a transcript of the gene ETV3, whose product is annotated as ETS variant transcription factor 3. The transcript has 5 exons. Gene Ontology annotation, cellular component: nucleus. NCBI's taxonomy places the organism in Eukaryota, Metazoa, Chordata, Mammalia, Eulipotyphla, Erinaceidae. The record is from RefSeq and is a predicted model, not a curated record. Gene Ontology annotation, biological process: regulation of transcription by RNA polymerase II; cell differentiation. Gene Ontology annotation, molecular function: sequence-specific DNA binding; DNA-binding transcription factor activity, RNA polymerase II-specific. Bases 496 to 2034 code for a protein of 512 amino acids.